Messenger RNA from Labrus mixtus (cuckoo wrasse), 2526 nucleotides. It is a transcript of the gene micu3b, whose product is annotated as mitochondrial calcium uptake family, member 3b. Gene Ontology annotation, cellular component: uniplex complex. Gene Ontology annotation, biological process: mitochondrial calcium ion homeostasis; calcium import into the mitochondrion. The transcript is spliced from 15 exons. Lineage: Eukaryota; Metazoa; Chordata; Actinopteri; Labriformes; Labridae. The coding region runs from base 157 to 1611 and encodes 484 amino acids. The record is from RefSeq and is a predicted model, not a curated record. Gene Ontology annotation, molecular function: calcium ion binding.
CCAAUGGUUAUCUACUGAUUUCAACAUUUCCUUCACUUUCAUGAAUCGGCGCCCUUUAAUCCCAGAGCGCCUUGAAAUACCCACGGCAUUUCUCGCGAUGCUCUGCGCUGCCUGACGCUGCGUGUUAUCGGUCACGACACCUCAGUGUAAACAGCCAUGGCUGCCCUGAGAAGACUUAUCCACUCGCUCGCUCACAGCGCCAAAACCGGGACCUUCACGACACGGAAACAGCAGACAUGUUUCAAAGGGACAAAAGCGCUGAAAGUAACCGCAGCCGGAGCUUGCGUCACCGCCGCGGCCGGUGCGGCUUAUUAUUACUGCUGCUCGUUUGACGGUAGACGCUCCGGCUUGAAGAGCCAUGUCGAAGCUCGACUCUUUCAUCUGGCGCUGCCAUCAGUCUCUGCCACCGAUAAGGCUAGAACCUAUGGUCUGGAUGAUGGAGACGCGUACAUGUCGUCCUAUGAAAACAGAUUUCGUCUGUUUAGUUCAGUGGAGUACGAAGGACAGCUCUACAUGACGCCACUCAACUUCAUCGAGUCCAUCACUUCCAAUGAACCCAAGAGUAGGAGAGUAUGGAAGGCUCUUACAAAGAAGGAGUUAGACAAGAUGCUGGCUGAUACCCCCCCUGUGUGGAAGGGAUCAUCUAAUUUGUUUAGAAAUCUCCGUGAACGAGGUGUCAUCAGUUACACAGAGUACAUGUUCCUGCUCUGCAUUCUAACAAAGCCCCGCGCAGGCUUUAGGAUUGCUUUCAAUAUGUUCGAUGCAGACGGGAAUGAAAUGGUGGACAAAAGGGAGUUUCUGGUGCUGGAAGAAAUCUUCCGUAAGAAAAAGGAUAAAAAAGAAGUUACUGAAGACGUGCAGAGACUUGACCAGCAGAGCCUGCAGCUGUACGGUAGUCCCAAAUCGCAGACGCACAGUGUUCUUAAAAAAGACAGCCGGCAUGUGGAGGCCCAGGGCAUGUGGGAUGUUCUCAGACGUGGCUCGAGUCAAGUUCUGUUUUCUGAUCUCACUGAGCAUGUGAACGACAAAACAGAGACCACGCUGCUGGUGCAUUUCUUUGGGAAAAAAGGCAAAGCCGAGUUGAAAUUUGAAGAUUUUUACCAGUUCAUGGACAACAUGCAGACAGAGAUGCUUGAGAUAGAGUUCCUCUCUUACUCCAAGGGCCUGCCCACCAUCAGCGAGGAGGACUUUGCUCGGAUCCUGCUUCGCUACACCAACGUGGACGAUGUCAGCGGGUAUUUGGAGAAUGUACGCCACAGCAUACCGGAUGAGAAGGGAAUCACAUUCGAGGAGUUCAGCUCCUUCUUCCAGUUCCUAAACAACCUGGAGGAUUUCACCAUCGCCAUGCAAAUGUACAACUUCGCUCACCGCUCCGUUGGUCAAGAGGAGUUCACUCGCGCGGUCUAUGUGGCUACAGGCAUCAAGCUGACCCAUCACUUGGUCAACACAGUCUUCAAGAUCUUCGAUGAGGACCACGACGACAAACUCAGCCACAAGGAGUUCAUUGGCGUCAUGAAAGACCGGCUGCACCGUGGUGGCGGGGGUGCCAGAGUGGAGGAGAAGUUCACCUCUUUUAGAACCUGCAUGAAGAAGGAGCUUUCAUCCAAAUAGGUGAAAUCCAAUCAUCAGUGCAUGUCUGACAAAGUGGACACGCUACGCCUUACUGUGCUUUCUACAGGGAGAGUUGAAGAAUUGGUUUAUAUUAGAAGUUCUGAAAUAAACAGAAUGAGGCACAAACAGGAUGAGGUCGGCUUAAUGGGGAGCUGUUGCAAGUUGUCAAAUCAACAAAAAAAAACAUAAACCUGAAGAGACAAUUCACUUAAGUCAGUGUAGCAGCGCUCUAAAUCAGAACUGUUUGUUUGCUGAAGUGCUUUUGCCUGCUUAGUAAGAUAUUUAAAUAUUUAUUUAUUCAUCUAUUUGUAAAUAUAUUUAUACAUUUUAGAUUGUAAAGGAUCUCUUUAUUUAUUGAUCUAAAAGUCCAACAUGGUCUUCUAGCAGCUCUGCUAACUCUCCUUCUGUCCUGAGCCGGGUUGUGGGCGACGGUAGCAUUUCUCACAUAUUUUGUCUUUCUGGCGGCUCUGCAGCCCCCCUGCACAGAUCAGCUCAGGACACCGCUCCCCCUCCUCCCUCCUCUUUCUUUCUUUCUCCCAAAGCGCUGCAGCUGAAAUCCUGGAAGAUCCUUAAGAGCCAGCAGGCCUGAACAAACUCUCUCAGGCGGUGGCUUUUCUCACUGUUUAACUACAGGCAGCUAACACUGUUAAUCAUUUCUUGGCUAGUACAGAAAAGUGCUAUUUUUAAGUCCUCUUUAUAAAUAAAUAUGCAGAAUAUUGAAGCCAUAUGUUUGUUCCCCUCCUGGGACACUUAGCCUAAAUUGUUGUCAUUUUUAAAGUGUUCCAUUGAAAGGCCUUCCCUUUAUGCUCUGUGAAGAAGAGCUCACACUAAAGAGGAUCCCUAACUUCUCCUGCUGUGCAUUAUGUUACUGCUGCUUCCUGCUACAAUGUUUGCUGUGGGUGCAGUUCAGUACUU